Messenger RNA from Coniosporium apollinis CBS 100218, 2682 nucleotides. RefSeq lists its product as uncharacterized. Gene Ontology annotation, molecular function: GTPase activator activity. Gene Ontology annotation, cellular component: cell division site; division septum; plasma membrane. The record is from RefSeq and is a predicted model, not a curated record. The coding region runs from base 1 to 2682 and encodes 893 amino acids. Gene Ontology annotation, biological process: small GTPase-mediated signal transduction; cytoskeleton organization. The transcript has 6 exons. Lineage: Eukaryota; Fungi; Ascomycota; Dothideomycetes.
AUGGCAGGCUUCGCCACCUCGUUCUGGUCUAGCGACUACGCUGGAGGGCUCGGUGUGCUUUUCGGCAAGCUCCAGCAAGGCGUUCAGGAAAACCAGCAGGUCCUCACGAUAGCGCGUAUGCGCGCCGACGCCGAAGACCUCUACGGACAGCGGUUGGGCGACAUCGGGCCUGCGACGGAUCGAAUCGCAGGCGGCUUCUCCAAGGACGAGGGUGCCAGCACGAAGAAGGCGUACGAUGGCGUACGGAGAGAGAUGGAGGAGGCGUCCAAGAACCACCGCAAGAUCGCCUCGAACAUCCGCGAGCUGGUCGUCACGCCCUUCAGCCGCUGGUGCGACGCGCACGCUGCGCGAGUCCAAAGUUCACAAGACGCCUUACAAGCUAGCGUCAAGCUGCAUGACAGACAGGCAGAUGCGGUACGGAAGUCCCGCAGCCAGUACUACAACAAGUGUCGGCAAGUCGAGGACCUUGAGGAAGAAGAAAAGUUAGCGUUUCAGGACCCGCAAAGCGAAGCUGCGCAAAGCCCGAAGCCGAAGCCCCCGGUCGUUAAAGUGGUUGAACCUGAUCACGAGGAAGAGGAGGAGCCGAUUGACUUGGGCGACGAGACAUUCAGCCCUCAGCAGCUCAAAAAGACCCUGACGCACAUGCUCGAGAACAUUAAAAUCGGAGAACUCAAAAUCCCGAUCAUCGGAACAUACCAGAAUGUUUCCACGGGAGCGCACAUCACGGAAUACAUACAGAAACACCUGAGCGCCAGCAGCGUGAGCUACGCUGAGAGGAUAGGGCAAGACUUGACAGACAAGGGCUUUUUACGACUCGUAGGCAAUGUCGGCAGCACCUUCGCCAACAGCUCGAAGAUGAACUACCAAUGGAGACCCAAAGUCUUUCAGAUCACCGGUGUACCGGAGAAGAAGAAGGCUCUAGACCGCACCGCCUCGGUUCUGUCAACAGACAGCGCGACCGUGGAUUCGCCAGUAGGCGCUGUCGGUGAUUAUCUAGCUGGCUGGAACCCCUUGAACAACCCUUAUCCCAACGAAACGCCGGCUGAGAGGCUCCGACGAGAAGCUCGCGAAGCGGAUGAGCGGUACAAAGCCGCAGUCAGGAAGCUCGAUGAUCUCCGAUGCCGGCUAGAGGAGUCAAUAAUAGAUCAUCUGAAAUUCAUGGAGCGGUGUGAACUCGAUCGGCUCAAGGCCAUCAAGUCGGUGAUCCUUGACUUCUCAGGCGCCAUCAGCAACGUUAUUCCGAGCCUCCAGAGUACGGUUGACAACAUGAUGCUCUUCCAGGAGACCGUGCAGCCACUUGGAGACCUCCGAUACUUGCUGGAGAACUACCGCACUGGAGGAUUCGUCCCGAAAGUGCAGACAUAUGAGAACUACUACAAUAAUGUGGAUGAGCAGACAUUCGGCGUAGAUCUCGAAGCUAGAGCGCGCUCGGACCGGAAGCGUGUGCCGCUCAUUGUUUCUACCGUUUUGACUUUCCUUGAUCAUCAUUACCCGGACCUUGAAGGCGAUGAAGCUCGCCGCGGCAUUUGGCUGGUGGAUGUACCCCUAGCCGCCACUCACCAUCUACGAGCAGCCAUCAACACGGGCAAAUCCAUCCCGCACGAAGUCCUUGAGAAGUAUGAGAUACCCAUUGUAGCCAGCGUUCUGAAAUUGUACCUUCUGGAGCUUCCCGACUCCCUCGUAUCCUCCCACGUCUACGAAAUCGUAAAAACAAUCUACAGCACCACCGCAACCGACGUCUCCUCCGACGCGCGCAUCUCCGUGAUCCAAAACACACUCGGCCAGCUACGCCUCGCCAACAUCGCAACGCUCGACGCGCUCAUCACGCAUUUUGUGCGCCUGAUCGAGCUCACCAGCGCCGACGAAGCCUACAUCUCCGCCCUCGCCCAGGCCCUCGCGCCCUGCAUCCUGCGGCCCAAACAGGAGAGCUCCCUCACCAUGAACGAGCGCUACGCCUACCGCCUCGUGCGCGACCUGUUCGCGCACAAGGAGGCCAUCUUCGGGGAGCUGAAGCGCGCGUCGAGCCUUGCGCAUUCGGCGUCGAGUGCCUCUGCCGCGACUGCUGCGUCUGCGGCUAGCAAUAGCAGGGCCAGGGCGAUUAGUACAGAUGAGAGCAACCGGCGCGCGAACAUGGAGGAGAGGGCGCGCGCGAUCGCGAGUAGGAGCCGCGCGAGCAGUCCACAGCCCACCCAACGGGCGCAUAUGAGGGAGCGCUCGGCGGGAGGGGCGGAGACGAGGUUUCCGGUCAACACAAGCCCGACGGAACGCAGGAUUGCGCCCGUCACGAGACAUAGCCUUGAGGUGCCUGGCGCUGUGGUCGAGAGCGCGCCUGUUGGUGGCAGGGAUAUCAGCACGGCGCCACUGCCAUCUGCGUCACCAGCGCCGACGCCAGCGCCACUCACAACCUCUCCACUGCACACGGCAAACGGCACGCCCACCGCAGAAAUCGCGCAUGAAAGCCCCGUCCAGGCGUACGUCUCCUCGAUCGAGAAGAAGAACUCGCUUGGCAGGAGCGCGGCGACGACGGGAAGGUUUCCGAGGAAGCAUCAGGCUGGCGGGCUGGCGAGGCAGAGUCUGAUUAAUAAGAGGGACAGUCAGGGGAGUUUGAGGGAUGGGGAGGGCGUUGUGGAGGAACAUAGGCCUGUGGGCGUGCAGUUGGAGGAUAGGCCUAUGGACGAUUGA